GCAUGACAGCAUUACAUUGAUACGCAUCUCCCGAUGACCCAUCCCAUAGCUUCGUACGUCGACAUUUUCGCCGUGCCCGCUGCAAAGAAGGGCAAAAUCUUUCACGUUCAAAGGGCAGACAUUUUACCCUCAGGUUCGGACCGUUCAGCAUAUCGCGGCGACACGCUGCGACUCUCCCCGUCCGGUCGGGCGCUCCUAGCAACGACGCGCGGCAAGACUUCUUCCGUGCGGGGAUACGUUCGUGCUUGGUCGUGGGACAGCACGGGUUCGCAAGUGGAGGGAUUGGGAGCGGCAGGUCCGUUGGGCGAGGUUCUGCACACGUACAGCACGCCCACUUCGGGCGGGAAAGCCAAUGCGAUCGAAUGGGCGCCUAGGUACUCUUCUUCCCUCGCGCUCCAUCGCCAUGCUCCACUCACCACGGCGCAAGAUUCCUCCUCUUUCCCCAUCUCGUCUGCCCAAUCUGGAGAGCAGCAAAACAGCGAGAUGCAGGAAGAUCAAGAAGAGGAUUGGGCAGUCUUGACGGACGAUGAAGAGGGACAUGUGCUGGUGCUGCGCUGGACGGGAAAAGAUCUGGAGGAAGUGUCGAGGGUCACUCUUCGAGGUGCAUACGGUGGCGAAGCGGGCAAGGAAGAGGGUCAACAGGUAGGAGCUAGCCAUGCCAUAUGGCUCAGCUGAUUUCCUUAUCAAACGUUGUAUGGCUCAGUUGAUUUUCUUAUCAAACGUUGUACGCAGCAUAGAUUCCCCGCUUGUGCGCCCAGAUCGCAUUGGCAUCGUCCCGACU
Messenger RNA from Ceraceosorus guamensis, 781 nucleotides. RefSeq lists its product as hypothetical. The record is from RefSeq and is a predicted model, not a curated record. The coding region runs from base 34 to 675 and encodes 213 amino acids. The transcript has 2 exons. NCBI's taxonomy places the organism in Eukaryota, Fungi, Basidiomycota, Exobasidiomycetes, Ceraceosorales, Ceraceosoraceae. Gene Ontology annotation, molecular function: protein binding.